GCAUCUUAGAUAAUUCGUCAGUUAGGCUUUGAUAAAUUUAAUUAUUGAAAAGAAAUGACUACUUUGCCCUUGACCGAUAAAAGUGCCGCCGUAGUGGUGGAGGAACAACAAUUUUGUACCUGAUGGAAACGAGACGAAUGCGAAGAUUCGUGAGCCAUCAAAAACCCAACAGCAGAACUCUUCUCCCUCUUCACGCUCCUUCUUCUUCCUCCUCUCAUCUCUCCAACACUAUUUCCUUCUUCUAUUGCGAUUACAAAUUCAUCUCUUUCAAUAAACCUCUCUACACAUUCGGUCGCAAACAUGCCAACUUUUUUAAACUCUGGUUUUCUAUUGGCCUUGGUUUCGCACUUUCUGCUAUGCUCGCUGUUACGCUGAUUUUGGUUUGGGAGGUUGCAACGGCUUUGAAUAUAUGUGGAGAAAGUAAUAAAGUUCGAAGUAUUGCUAGUGAAAUGCUGUUUGGGUUUCCGAAUUUGUUGUCGGGUUUGAGCUUAUCACUUGCUGAUGCUGGAUGUAUUUGUGUUUCUACUAUUGUGUCUGUUUUUGUGCAUGAAUUUGGUCAUGCACUCGCCGCUACUAGUGAGGGAAUACAAAUAGAGUACAUCGCCAUCUUCAUCGCAGUUCUGUUUCCUGGUGCCCUGGUUGCCUUCAAUGAUGAUUUGCUGCAAGCUUCAGAACAUUUGACUGCCCUCCGCAUAUAUUCUGCAGGCAUUUGGCACAAUGCAGUUUGCUGUGCAGCUUGCGGAUUGACAUUAUUCCUCCUGCCCUUGCUCUUGUUUCCCUUUUACAGCAGCGGUCAUGGUCCAAUGGUUAUGGAUGUACCCUCAACGUCACCUUUGUAUGGUUAUUUGGCUCCUGGUGAUGUUAUUCUAUCUGUGGAUAAUGUACGCAUCAGAAAUGCACAAGAGUGGUUGAAGCUUAAUACAUUGACAUAUGGCAUCCAGCUUAAAAAUGUAAAUAUUUCCCAGCACACUGGAGACCUGGCUGCUCUCAAUAAUGGGAAGGGUUACUGUGUCCCUAGUCUUGUAAUGGAAGCAAGCAAAAUUACUGGAUUACUGGAAAAUCAACUUGUUUGUUCCAGUGAACUUAAUGCCUUCGUGAAAAUUUCAUGCUCUGGCAAUAUUACACUAGAUGAUGGUCAGAGUGAAACUGAUCUUUCAAAUGGGAGACGGAAUAUGUACUGCUUAAACGCUAAAGACGUUGUCAAACUUGAUAAGUGUGGUGAUGGAUGGGGGCUAGCUAAAUCAAAUGGAAGUAGCUGUACAUGCUCUCUGGAUGAGUUUUGUUUAGCUCCAGUUCAGGAGCCUGGAAUGGUAUGGGUUGAGAUCACAUAUUCAAGACCUCAAGAAUGUCUGCGUGAAGAAAACAGUUUUCCAGUUUCGACAACUUCCAGCCUUAAAGAAAGAAAUUGUGGUGCUACUUUUAUUUUUGUUGGUGAUGUUAUCUCAAUGGCACAUUCAAUUCACCUCACAUCAUAUCAGCCUCGCUGGGGACCAAAGAUUGUUGCAUAUUUUCCAAAUUUUCUGGAAAGGUUUUUAAUAUGGACGUUCCACAUCUCUCUAGCUCUGGCUCUUCUCAAUGGUUUACCAGUGUAUUUUCUGGAUGGUGAAUCUAUUUUAGAUGCAACUUUAUCUCACUAUACUUCGUUAAGUCCAAGGAAGAGGAAUAAGGUUCUUAGACUAUGUCUUCUUUGUGGGUUACUUGUUUCUAUUAUUGGCCUUUUCCGUUUACUCCUUUAGUUAUUUUUGAUAUCACCCUUUCUUGUAAUUUGAAAUGAGUUUAAGUCAACUCCGUGGACAAAACCUGAAUGUUCAGAAUUUUGGUUCAAUCCUCUGAAGGAAUCAACUUCCUAUAGUGAAUUUCAGGUGACUUUCAAUAGAAUAUGAUUUUUAUUGAUCUAAUGUUUGAAUUAUUAA
This is a messenger RNA of Medicago truncatula (barrel medic), 1913 nucleotides long. Its product is annotated as membrane-bound transcription factor site-2 protease homolog. Gene Ontology annotation, molecular function: metalloendopeptidase activity; protein binding. Lineage: Eukaryota; Viridiplantae; Streptophyta; Magnoliopsida; Fabales; Fabaceae. The transcript has 7 exons. Gene Ontology annotation, biological process: membrane protein intracellular domain proteolysis; regulation of response to endoplasmic reticulum stress. The coding region runs from base 123 to 1736 and encodes 537 amino acids. Gene Ontology annotation, cellular component: cytoplasm; membrane. The record is from RefSeq and is a predicted model, not a curated record.